Messenger RNA from Salmo salar (Atlantic salmon), 3098 nucleotides. The record is from RefSeq and is a predicted model, not a curated record. Lineage: Eukaryota; Metazoa; Chordata; Actinopteri; Salmoniformes; Salmonidae.
UACCUGGACGAGCUACCUGGAGGAGCCACCACGGUUAGCCAUAGCUAGCUAGCUAGUGUAGCCAGUAAACUGUUAUAGAGAAUGUGCCCAUUCGAUUAAGACGUUUGAUUUUUGUACAAUUAUUUUUUUUAGCUAAAGUCUAGGUUGAAGAAGGCAAGGUAUCAGCAAAUGGUGAUGAGCCUUCGCGUAUCAGAGCUACAAGUGUUACUAGGCUACGCAGGACGCAACAAACACGGGCGCAAACACGAACUGUUGACCAAAGCCUUGCACCUCCUUAAGGCCGGCUGCAGCCCCGCUGUCCAGAUGAAGGUGAAGGAGCUUUACAGACGCCGCUUCCCAACCAAGAUGGUGUCUCCGUUGGAUCUGGCCCUGCCCAGUGUCCACUCCACCCUGUCUGGAGGCCUCACCUCGCUGGGGUUUGACAGCCACGGGUCCCCCUCGCCUCUCUCCCUGCUUGGGCCCAAACACGAGCUGGGCCUUCCCCACCUGCCUUCCUCCCUUCACCCCGUACACCCUGACGUCAAGCUGCAGAGACUGCCUUCCUCCCUUCACCCCUUACACCCUGACGUCAAGCUGCAGAGACUGGCCUUUUACGACAUGCUGGAUGAGCUCAUCAAACCCACCAGCCUGGCCUCAGACAACAGUCAGCGGUUUCAGGAGACGUGUUAUGCCUUCGCGUUGACGCCUCAGCAGGUCCAGCAGAUCAGCAGCUCCAUGGACAUCUCUGGGACAAAGUGUGACUUUGCGGUCCAGGUUCAGUUAAGGUUUUGUUUAUCAGAGACGAGUUGUACCCAGGAGGAUCAUUUCCCAUCCAACCUGUGUGUUAAAGUCAACAGCAAACCCUGCAACCUCCCGGGCUACCUUCCUCCAACCAAAAACGGAGUGGAACCCAAACGGCCGAGUCGCCCCAUCAACAUCACGUCACUGGUCAGACUGUCCACCACAGUACCAAACACUAUCGUGGUGUCAUGGACCUCCGAGAUAGGCAGGAGUUUCUCCAUGGCAGUUUACCUGGUCAGACAGCAGACGUCCACAACCCUGCUACAGAGACUACGAGCCAAAGGCAUCCGCAACCCAGACCACUCCAGAGCUCUCAUCAAAGAGAAGUUAACGGCAGACCCUGACAGUGAGAUUGCGACCACCAGUCUACGAGUCUCUCUACUCUGUCCGCUGGGGAAGAUGCGCCUGAUGAUCCCGUGCAGAGCGUUGACGUGUUCUCACCUCCAGUGUUUCGACGCUACGCUUUACCUCCAGAUGAAUGAGAAGAAGCCCACCUGGGUGUGUCCUGUCUGCGAUCAGAAGGCCCCUUACCAACACCUCAUCAUCGACGGGUUGUUCAUGGAGAUCCUAAACAGUUGUGAGGACUGUGAUGAGAUCCAGUUUAAGGAGGAUGGGAACUGGUAUCCCAUGAGGUCGAAGAAGGAGGUCACGGAGGUGUCUGCUUCAUUCAACGGGGACGACGACUCGUGUCGGACAGUAGAAUCGGAGCCCCACAGGAACAGCUCAUCCCACAGCAAUACCAAUAAGGUGGUGGUGAUUGAUCUGACUCUGGACAGCUCCUCAGACGACGAUCUGGACGAUGAGCCUCCUCUCAAGAGGGCCUGUCCCUCCUCCUCGCUGUCCCCUGCCUCGCCGCCUGCCAGCAAGGGAGUGUUGAACCUCCCCAGCCAGGUGUCUCCGGUGGCCAGAGCUCCCAGCAUGCCUCCUGUUGAGACCAGCUAUAUCCCUCCUCCUCCUCCUCUCAUACAGGACUACAGCCACUACUACCACACCCCCAACGACCUGGACCUCAACUUCUUCUCAUUCCUCCAGGGAGACAACCAUCAGCAUUACAACGUGGUGAUGGCUGCAGCAGCUGCUGCCUCGGCUUCAGAAGACCAUGAACUUCUCCUCAACCGCUUCCUGCCGUAUAGCUCCUCCCAGAUGUUCCUGGACCAACCAGGGACCCCCGGGGGCGGGAGCAACGCCCUGCCAGCAGCCAAUGGGGGCAGCAACAGCGGGAGCAGCUCUAGUCUUGUUUCAUCCAAUAGUUUAAGGGAGAGGGAUGGAGAGAGGGAUGGAGAGAGGGAUAGAGAUGGGGACAGCCAGUCGAGCAGGUCUGAAGCAGCGGUCAUAUAUGGCUCCACACCAGACGUGAUCUCGUUAGACUGAAGGGAUGUGAAGGGAGGCGGGAGAUCGUUCACAGAACGGGGAAAACAACUUGAGGGAGAUAAUAGAAAUGGAAGGAGACGAAUAAUGAAAAAGUAGUUGAAAACAAUGCUAAUGUACAGAGAGGAAAAAUCUAUUUUCAAUUUGACUUAUUAUAUCUAUAAGCUCCCGACGACGACGAUGAUGAUGAUGAGUAACUUCAGUUGAUAUUUUUCUGUGGAUACUGAAGAUUUUUUUCACAGCCUCUUCCUUCACGUGCCCCCCCCCCCCCAUUCCCCUCCCCCCUCCCUCCCCCGAUUAUAUCUGACCUUUUGUACUUCGUUUUUACUGUUUUAUUUCAAUAUUCCACGUCGACGGCAUUAUUUUUGUCUCUAAACAUGUUUGGACUUGUGCUUCGGAGCGAGAAGAGGAAUUUGUCCGUUUGUUUUUCGUCAUCACUGUAGAUUUUAUUUUUUUCCUUUUUAAAACGUUCAUUUCUUACUGUGGUCAAUAAUAUUGUAUUUAAUUAUUUUCAAGGUAUUAUUUAUUAUAUGCUUUUAAGUUGUGUUGGAUCAAUGUGUGCUGUGUAAAAAGCAUUCCCUAUGCUGAUGUGGUUUCCACUAGGAUCACACAGGCUAGCCUGGGUGCAGUCUCUCUGCUGUCAUGCAUAACAACGAGUGGAACGGUAGCACAGACAGACUGGUACCCAGGCUGGGUAUACAUCCACUACUGUGGUUUCUCUGGUUUGUGUGCUCAUCUCUCUCUUCUCUUUCACUUUACUGGAGCCUCCAUCCUUAGUUCUUUUCACAUUUUAAAGAAAUAUUAGGAAAAUAGUAUUGAAAUUGGCAUCAUAGUUACACACAGCAAAUUUAAAUGAUUGAUGUGGGGGAAAGGAGAGGAGGACAGAAUGAUUUAAAUCCGGUGUAUUACUGUUGGUACCUUAUUAAAUGUCAGCACUAUUUUCAUGCAGG